CACAUAAGACAACAGCAACAACACACUUGGCUAACUACACGAAAUCGAAGUAAAAUUGAAUAGAUAAUCUAACAAUAACAAAAUUGUAUGUUAGUUUACUCGACUUUUUAACGAAACGAAAGACUGGUAGGGCAUACUCCUAGGUUCUACAUACAAAAAGAUCUAGUAAGGAGUCAGUAUGUUCAGUUUUUUCGGAAAUCGUAAUAAAGACUCUAACAAGAAGUCAUCGUCAGAGGGAGGUACAGAUGGGUUCGUGAUAAUAGGGAGUCCUAAAGUCAUUGCAGGAGAAACUGUGGAAGAACAGAGGCAGAAGAUCCAAAACGUGAACAUCAGCAAACCAUCAUGUAACGUCAUUGUGCAACCAUCAAAGUCCUCCAGUGCGACACCUACCCAGGCCCACCACUCUCCAGCCCCUGCUCCACCUCCCGUGAUCGCGCCAUCACCAGGGCAUAUGUGGAAGCCCCCGGCGCCCAUCGUGGAGGCCCCCCCGUCUCUCCCAGAGCUUCUAGGAGAUGUCCCAUUCACCCUGGCCCCCCAUGUUCUGGCCAAGCAGACAGGGGGUCCCGGGUUCCCCCUCUUCUCUGAGAUGCUGAUGUCCCCCCAAGACAUCAACCACAACCUGGCCUCCUUCAGCUACGACUUCACCCUGGAGAACUCUGUGCUCUGUGACCAUUGACCUGUAGAUAGUCUACUUACUGACUGUAUGACCGCUGAACUUGUGAUCUGUCAACCUCCCCUCCAAUACCAGCCCUAUGUCAACCCUGGGUCGUGUUCAUUAGGCAGCAAACAGAAGAAAACUUACUGAAACAGGGCGGGACUACCUGGGCUUGUCCAAUAAGAAAGGCCUGUUUUUGUUUUCCUUUGCAAAGUGUUUAGCUACGUGUGCCCUACUGAACACGACCUUGGACUGUCUUGGCUCGUUACCAUUCAGGUUUAGUUUCAGUUCUAUGGGGCUCUGUCUGAGAAUGGUAGUACUAUAAUUAAUGAUAAACCUGGUUAUGGUGAUGAUCAGAGUUAGAAAACAGGUGUGAGUCAGUUGGGGUCAAAACUGCACCUGCCGGCAGUGAUGUAGGUUACACACAGUAUGUAGCUAGAUGAGUACACAGAGUUCCACCAUUAAGAUUGUAGACUACUAGUUCAGUAAGGUGAGUCACUUGCUGAUGCAUAUGUCAUAGUAGUGCUGGUUCACUGUUUUAAGAACUUGCCAGUGUGUGUAUUUCAAGAGCGCUAGCUUCACGUCUGAUAGGCAUGCUUCAUCAUAGCUGUGGCUUUCGUUGAACAGAGUCUGGGUCUGUAGAUUCACCUGUUGUUUCUGUUAGUUUAGAAGUCACUGAUUGACCUUUGGGUUUGCACUAAUGUACGUACGAGACAGAUUUCAGAUAGUUUUCUAAUCUUAUAAAGGAAAUUACACAUCA
Molecule: messenger RNA, 1415 nt
Organism: Coregonus clupeaformis (lake whitefish)
Lineage: Eukaryota; Metazoa; Chordata; Actinopteri; Salmoniformes; Salmonidae
Product: UBAP1-MVB12-associated (UMA)-domain containing protein 1
Exons: 6
Coding region: 179-676 (165 amino acids)
Source: RefSeq, a predicted model, not a curated record